Molecule: messenger RNA, 578 nt
Organism: Bombyx mandarina (wild silkworm)
Lineage: Eukaryota; Metazoa; Arthropoda; Insecta; Lepidoptera; Bombycidae
Source: RefSeq, a predicted model, not a curated record
AUGUACGCUAAAAUCGUUGUGAUUUCUGUGGCUCUCCUACAAUUAGCUUCCAUCGUGGAAUCUAAUGAUAUAAGAUUAGGAAUAAUAGAUACACCACGGUCAAGAAAGAUAUACAGUGAAAUCGUAGAAGCAGUUCCGGGAUUGUCGAAAAGAAGACCAAAUAUAAAAAUAAAUGCUCCUCACUCUGGGCUGAUAACUGCUGUUUACAUUACAGACUUGAGGGAAUAUAAAGACGGUGAGGCAUUUAUCACAAGUGGUGGGGUAGGACAAAAAAGUGUUACUAUUGGCUUGAAGACUCCAACUAUAUUAAGAGGAUACAAGUUCCAAAUUGAAGUGUACGCCACUGAUCCAAACGCUGGGUAGUUUAGUAAAAGUUAUGCGCCUUACCUUCAAUAAACUCAGUAUGCAAGAAAGUUUUAAUAGAGUACUGUUUGUAAUUUCUCAAUCCGUUAUUAGGGCAACCCCUCAUAUCUCUUUAAAACAUUAGUCCUUAAUUUAAUAUUGUGUUUGGUUCUCUUGUAUGUCACCGUGGACAAUGUUCUUUAUAUUAACCAUUAUUAUGGUUUAUAUAUAGAAAA